Molecule: messenger RNA, 3174 nt
Organism: Penicillium griseofulvum
Lineage: Eukaryota; Fungi; Ascomycota; Eurotiomycetes; Eurotiales; Aspergillaceae
Product: tyrosine protein kinase SWE1
Exons: 1
Coding region: 1-3174 (1057 amino acids)
Biological process (GO): protein phosphorylation
Molecular function (GO): protein kinase activity; ATP binding
Source: RefSeq, a predicted model, not a curated record
AUGGUUGCAACCUUUUCGCCGCACCGGGACUCCGGUGGCACACUUCAUCUGCCAUCGCACUCGGGAAUCCAUCACGUUGACGCCAGCUCUGCUAUCCGCCAACUGAGGCGCUCACUUUCGCGCUCCCCUUCUAAGAGUUCCAACUUCUUCCUCAACCCGCGUACUCAUUCCCCUUCCAAAUCCGCCUACAUCUCUUCUCCUUUGUCGCCCUCGCGACGCGCCUCGCAGAACAAUUUUGUUCUCUUCCCAUCUCAGUCGCAUCAAUCGCAAUCGCCUCUCGCUGUCCCUUACCCUCCCAGCGCGAAAAUUAGUAGGCCGGUCAUGCGUCGACGCACAUCACCCCGCAGUCCGGCCAAACGCGUGUUGAGUGUUUCGACCGACAGCGGUAACGCGACUCCUACCCAACCCAUCUCUUUACCCUCGGGUGAAGAAAAUGAUUUGACUCUCGACGACCUUGCGCCUCAAAGUACCACCCCAGACAGUCCUUGUUUUCUUAACACUCAUUCUGCGCCUUUGGGCGAAUCGACUUUUGCGCGAUCAACACUCUCGCGUGUUGAAAAACGACGUAGUGGGACCUUUGGUAGCUUUGCGACUGGCAGUCCCUUGAAGCGCAGCGACGGGAUUAUGAACUUGGACCAAGCAUCACGAGGCAGCCCUUCUGCAAAGCGACGCAGCGUGCACACGCCGACUUUCGCAGCCGAAUUUAGCAUUUUCGAUAAUGAGGUCGAGAAUACCACACCAGAGGGGUCCCCAACACGGAACGAAAUCCCCUCUUUCCCCACGCCUGUCCAACCCCACAGUCCAUUUGCGACGAUUCCUAAACGCUCAUCUUCUCUACGACGCUCGACCUUACAGCAGCGCGGCGACCGACCUCUCUUUGGGCGACCGAGAGCCAUCGAUUCACCCGAUGCAUCACCACCUGAUACACCAUUGUCUGUUAGGCCGCGAAUGUCAUUUGACAGCAGCCUAUUCCAGCCAGGCGGCGAAAACAUCUUCUCCCCCAGGCCGCCAGCCAGCCCUCUUUUCUCCAACUCCCCCGCCAACGCUCCCGUCAACCCUAUUGCCAAUACCACUCAACCUCCUCGACCCGCUGCUCAUCCUCUCUCUCGUACUAUCACUCAAUCAUCUUCUGGAUCUAGUCUCGAAGACUCGCCCACCCAUGAGCCAGUUCACAAGCCUGAGGGCCGACGAACAAUGUUCAACUUCUCCAAAUCUCUCCCUGCCGGGGCAACUCGCCCUGCCCCUGUGCGUCAGAUCGCACGGGAAGAUGCAACAGAAACAUUUGCUACUCCAGAUAACUUCCGGUUGGUCAAGCCUUUGCCGGCGGCAUUUAUGUCCACUGGACUGAUCUCCAAGAAAAAUCGCAACGCUGAGGAGAACCCCGGAUUUAACAAGAGCAUGCCCGACACACCGUGUAAGCGACCUGUCAAUCUUUUCACCGCUGGGCCAAACCCCACAGAUCGACUGUUCGACAAGUCACGUCUGGUUCAUCAAUCGGACGCUGCUUCCGCAUCUCCGUUCAACCCACCUACUACCUCGCGCCCUAAGCCAAGUCCCUUCGCUCGGGGCAUGGGGAUCUUCGGUAGCAACUUCAAUCGUCCCGAGGCCUCGCGGCGUGGAAGUUUCGCUAGCAUCGAUGGCGAUGAACUGAUUCUCGCCCAAUCGCCCUCUUCCCGACAUGACAGCCAGCCCCUCAAUGAUGACUUCCCUCCCACGCCGACCAAGCAGCCUUUCCUCCCCUCUCGCACCUACCCUCCCACGACUUCUCAAAUCCCCUCUCUAGAACGACUAUCUGACACAGCGAGUCCGCUGCAUGAGAAGCUCUUGCAGGCAUCACCUCACACUCCCCGCGACCAGUACUUCCCUCCCGACCCGAGUGGCCUAUCGAUUUCCGUGCCAAGUGAUCAUCAGCAUGCGCAGGAGCAUGAUCUUCCAGCCACUCCCACUGGACCGCGAGAUUCUUGGUCAUCAUUCAGGCGUCCCAGUCUCCAAAUCAGCGGUUACCAUGUUCCAGAUGUCGACCCCACUUUGACAUCCCGUUUUGACAACGUGGAGCUUAUUGGAACUGGCGAAUUCUCUCAGGUCUUUCGCGUCGCGCAGCCUCAUGACGCAUCCUUCCCAUCUGUGUUCUCUCUUCCAUCAAGCGAACCAAGGUCGCCAACUUCCCUCCCCCAUCAGGUGUGGGCUGUCAAGAAGAGCAAGCAGCCCUAUCUGGGGUUGAAGGAUCGCGAGCGUCGUAUUCGCGAAGUCGAAGUUCUGAAGACUUUGACGAACUGUGACCAUGUUAUUUCCUUUAUGGACAGCUGGGAGAACAACGGCCAUCUGUACAUUCAAACGGAGUUCUGCGAAGAGGGUAGCCUGGAUGGUUUCUUGGCCCAAGCCGGACUUAAAGCCCGACUUGAUGACUUCCGUAUCUGGAAGAUUUUGCUCGAAAUGUCUCUAGGACUUAAGCAGAUCCAUGACGAGGGAUUCAUCCAUCUUGACUUGAAGCCUGCUAACAUUCUGGUCACCUUUGAGGGUACUUUAAAGAUUGGUGACUUUGGCAUGGCGACACGCUGGCCUGCAGAGGAUGGUAUCGAGGGCGAAGGUGACCGCGAAUACAUUGGACCGGAGAUUCUGAUGGGCCAAUUCGACAAGCCCGCCGAUAUUUUUUCACUUGGUCUUAUCAUUUUUGAGAUCGCUGGCAAUGUGGAACUUCCCGACAAUGGAGUAUCUUGGCAGAAGCUUCGCAAUGGCGAUAUGAGCGAUGUGCCCAGCCUUACCUGGAGCUCGGAGACAAGCAUCUUCCGUGAUGCAACUGGAAACCCCAUCUCGGAAGGGUCAUCUUUCGAGGACCUUUGUACAUCCGAUCUGGGAGACAACGAAUUCGGCGAUGACUUCCUGACCAGUUGUCAGCUGAACAACCCUAAACCACAGCGACUCCCACGAAGCGGGGAGCUGAUUGAUCCACCCAGCUUCAUGGUUGAUGCCAACCACCCACAGGCAUUGGACGGCAUUGUUCGAUGGAUGAUCUCCCCUGAACCUCAAAACCGUCCCACGGCCGACCAGAUCUUGGAAACUUAUGGCGUGCAAUUUAUUAACCAACGACGCCGUGCUGGCGCCACCGUCUUCGAGGGUAACUGGGGCCCCGCUGACGAGAUCUUGGCUGAAGAUGCCGAAAUGAUCGACGUGUAA